CUGUCGCGGGUACUGCUUCCGGGUCGGUCCGCAGGCGCUUGUGUCUGGGUGACAUCUUGGCGAUCGCUUAGAAGCUGCCCUCUUUCCCCUCCCCGCUUCCCGCGUUGUCCGCCGUGCGUGUUUCUGGGGUUCUUUCCUGGCCUCUAUCCCGGGUCUUGCUCCCCGCGUUGCCGCCUCCAGCGUGAGGAACUAUGAAUGGGAGGGCUGAUUUUCGAGAGCCGAAUGCACAAGUGUCAAGACCAAUUCCCGACAUAGGGGGCGGUUAUAUUCCGACAGAGGAAGAGUGGAGACUCUUUGCAGAAUGCCAUGAAGAGUGCUUCUGGUUCAGAUCUGUGCCAUUGGCUGCCACAAGCAUGCUGAUCACUCAAGGGUUAAUUAGUAAAGGAAUCCUGUCAAGCCAUCCAAAAUAUGGUUCCAUUCCUAAACUUAUAUUUGCUUGCAUCAUGGGAUACUUUGCUGGAAAGCUUUCUUACGUGAAAACUUGCCAAGAAAAGUUCAAGAAGCUUGAGAACUCCCCGCUUGGGGAAGCUCUGCGCUCAGGCGAGCUGCGGCGCGCCUCGCCAUCCGGGCACUUUGCUCAAAAGCCUAAAUAUGAUUCAAAUGUGAGUGGUCAGUCUUCUUUUGAGACAUCUCCAGCUGCAGACAACAUAGAAAAGGAGACGCUUCCUCGCUAUGAGCCAAUUCCAUUUAGUGCUUCUAUGAAUGAAUCCACUCCCACUGGUAUUACUGACCAUGUUGCCCAAGGUAGAAACUUCUCUUGAAAUGAAUUUCAGCAUUUUAUGGUCCAACGUUAAGAGGGAAGAGGGUGCAGCAGAAAAAGAGAAGCUGAUGAUAAAUGGGCUAAGGAGUGUUUAAGAUGGUGCCGAAAGGGACCUGGGUAUCUCCAAACAUGAAGUAUCCACAAGAAUGGCUCUCAGUUAAUGAGAACUAAGUGAGAUAUGACGUCAUCUUCUGUUGCCUUGGCAGCUUCAGUUGCUCAUUAGCCAUAGCCAUGCAUGCUUGUGACACGUGACUUUGAUGUGGCAAUGCAGAAUACUGUCACUGAAGAUCUCCUGGGCACAGUGUUUGGGUGGUGGGGACUGUUGCGGAAAAGAUGAAAGGCUUGAUCUUGGGAGAAUUUUGUUGAAGACCUCAGUCCUAAGAUGACCUCCACGUUCUCCUGGUCGGGACCAAAGAUACUAAGUGUGUUCUAGGAGCAGGUGGAGUUGAGACACCAUCUUUGUAUGAAGGCAGCUCUUCCUGGUCUUGGCCCAUGCUUCAUUUUCAGUCCAGUUCAGACCUAUUCUCCCAUGUCUUAGGUGUGCACCAGCUCUCCCUACCAUCUCCAUCAGCAUAGUCUUGUGCUCUGUGUUUUCCAUGGAAAAGCAGAUGAAAGUCUCUGGUCUCUACCCACAAGUGAGAAAGAUCCAGACUCACUCUGACUAGUGCCCUCCACAGCAGCCAUCCCUCUGUCCAGUUGUGGGGUUGUUUGUGUGUUGUCACCUCCCUCCAGAUCACACUUAGCACUCACCACUGUUGCCCACGUGGAUCCAUCCAUCCCUGUGGCCCCAUGCUCUGCCCACCUGCUGUCCCUUCCAGGACACCGUCUACUUUUGCUGGAGACUUGUGUGCCCCCUUGUUAGCUCUUUUUCAAGGAUCCAAAGACUUAGUGAUCUUUUCAGGGAGAAUGCAUUCUGCUGUACCUGUUACAAGAAUUGCCACAGGUGUUCAGUUAGUUUCAGCUAUUGCUGUUACACACUUCCUUUUUCCUUCCAGGUCUGAGUAACUUGUACAGAGUUUUAAAGUCUAUUCUCAGUUCACUGCCAGAGUGUUUUCAGUCAGCUUUACACAUGGAGAAAAUGUGUAAAGCUCUGCCAAUCUUGUGUGUGGUUUAUGUUUUCAUUUAUCACAAAACAUCAGAAUAAUAUGUUUUUCUUUUUUGCAUAAGAAAAAGUUAGAUCUGGAAGGAAUUCUAGAGGUCAUGUAUUCAAAUUAUUUUACAGUUGGAGAAAACGGGAUUCAGAGAAACUUAGUGAUUUGCCCAAGGACUUGUGCCAAUGGCUAGUAAAGUGAGGGUGCAGACCCAGCAGUCCUGAAAAUCCCCAUAACUCCUUAGGACUUUAAAGAUACCUGUUGGGAGGGGAAAUGAGUUCACUGAUUGCUGAUCACUAAUGCAAUUCAGAUGUUUAAAAUGGAUGUAAGAUCAUUUUCUAAAUUAAUGUAAGAUUAUUUUUCUUCUGAUCUAGUAAAUAUUAAUGUCUAAUCAUGGUAUAUUAGAGCAAAUUACUAAUUAAAAUCAUGUUUUGUAUUCAUACAGUAUACGUUAUCAAAAUAAAAGAUUAGAGUUGAAAAUGCUA
This is a messenger RNA of Apodemus sylvaticus (European woodmouse), 2336 nucleotides long. RefSeq names its product OCIA domain containing 1 (gene Ociad1). The transcript is spliced from 8 exons. The record is from RefSeq and is a predicted model, not a curated record. Bases 192 to 761 code for a protein of 189 amino acids. Gene Ontology annotation, cellular component: endosome. Lineage: Eukaryota; Metazoa; Chordata; Mammalia; Rodentia; Muridae.